UGCAGAGUCUUCAUUUGGUAUAUCGACGAUCCAUCGAUCCAUUUGCGAUAUUGUUCAAGAAUGGCAUCUUCACUUACUGUCACAGCAUUCCUUGUAUUUACUAUGUACCAUCAAGUACUGGCGGCGGGCAACCGCGACGCCUAUGCAAAUGACAUUAACAACUGCCUGUUUAAAUACUGGCCACCUAAUGUACUGAAAGGAAAUGUCCCCUGCCCGGGCUCACAGCUCUGUUACUCGAACAUGAGCAAAGAUCCAGCACAAUUUGUCGUUUGCUACAAUACCAAGACUCUCACUCCAGAUUUUACCUCGCAUGUGAUAGUUGGUGAUCCCGCGGCUUCACGAGCGGGCAGGAAAGAUGAGUGGUAUGACGAAAAGGGAGUGUUUGCCCCUAACCCUGAAUCAUCCGUGGCACCUCCAAAUAAUGAGUACAAGGUAGCCAAUCAAAAAGAUCUUUUUCCAAAUUACAACUCCGACUGCAAUACGGGACGGUUCUGUGCGAGAGGACAUCUAACUCCAAACUCUGACUUUGCGACGUCAGAAGAACGUAUAGAGACGUUUAUCAACACUAAUAUAGCACCACAAUGGCAGCUGUUCAAUGGCGGAAACUGGGCUAAAGUUGAGGAAGCUGUCAGGGAAUACAAUGCAGGACAAAGUGAUAAACAACACAAACAUUUACUGUAUAUCUUUACAGGAACAGCUGGUUUUGGAGGACAGCUAGAUGGAAACGUAGUCGAAGUGAAGCUUAACAACAGAGUCUAUGCUCCAACAUACUACUGGAAGGUAGUCUGUGAUCCCCAGGCUCCAACUCCACCGGGAGCCACCACAGGAGGACARUCAGUAGUCAUAAUGGCAGACAACAACAUCGGUGAUAUCAGUGACAUUCAGAUUGAAAGCAAAUGGAACCCAGCAAAGUUUCAGACGAAAAAGCGAGGUUUUAUCCAAUUGUAUAGCCUGGAUGAGGUAAACAAGAUCUUCAUGGUGAGCAAUCUUCAUCUUCCGCCCUUGGGAAGCCAAUGUAACCCAGACAAGAGGGGGACGUUUUUGGACAGCGUACUUGAUAAUAAACUUACUUGAGUCUAAAUGAUAUAAAAAUAUGCAGUAUAACRRUAUGCAGUGYGUAAUAAUAAAAAAUGUUGUCAUGAAAUCAUGAUGAGAACAGUGCAUGUUUUAGUCAUU
Molecule: messenger RNA, 1176 nt
Organism: Exaiptasia diaphana
Lineage: Eukaryota; Metazoa; Cnidaria; Anthozoa; Actiniaria; Aiptasiidae
Exons: 4
Coding region: 61-1074 (337 amino acids)
Biological process (GO): apoptotic DNA fragmentation
Cellular component (GO): nucleus; mitochondrial inner membrane
Molecular function (GO): single-stranded DNA endonuclease activity; metal ion binding; nucleic acid binding
Source: RefSeq, a predicted model, not a curated record